AUCUAUAAAUAAUAUAAAACGUAUGUGAAUAUGUUUUGAUUAUGAUGCGUUUUAGAAAAAAUGUGUAUUAAAAAAUAAAGAGUUUCCAACAAUUCCAGUAAAAAAAUGUAUCAUUAAAAGUGUUGUAUACGACUGACGACUGUACGAGCUAGCUAGUAUAAUAUUGUACCUAGUCAAAAACUGAAAAACAUUCAUGUAAAUUCGUUACAGAACUGCCAAUCCCACCCCUUUAAGAUGUGGUCUAGGUCAAGUCACAUACAAAAGCAUUCGUUAGUGUGUACGAUGAGCUGAUAGCUUAUGAAAUUAAAAUAGACUUUGCUGUCAGUCAGAGUACUUUUAUACCGGAUGUAGGGGGCGAGGGUGAUCCGGGGCCCAUGCCCCGGGCGCUAAUCAUAGAGGGGCGCAAAUUUCAAAUUUUAAACGCAUAAAGCAUAUAGCAUAGGGGCGCUGAUAUUAUAUUGUGUCCUGGGUAACAUCAUUUGUAGAUCCGGUACUGCUUAUAAGAAAGCCCGGAAUGCAGCAGAGACGGAUCUGCUGCCGAGAUCUGAGCCCCUCCACGCCACUCACAUCGACACUACUUGUACACUUUAUAAAUUUUUGCUGAAACUAAACCGUCAUUGUUCACUGUUGAAAAUCGUGUUCAAGACUAUUUAUUGAAAAACCACCAAUAUCCGGAUCGCUGGCAGCCCGCAUGAGGCAACAAUACUCUAUAAUAUAUGUUGUGAAAAUUAUCCAAAACUCAUGAGAUAUUCCACGCUAGUGGAGUUGAUUCGUAAACGAAAAUAACGUUUCCUACAUGGCUACAUAAACGAAAUAAAAAAAUACAUUUUGCCAUAAUGGCCACGCGCUGUACACUUGUCAUACACUAUUAUAAUACCUACUCACUCGUUAACAUUCAAAACGGUCUUUAAGUCGAUAUCAAACGUUUAUUUUUAUUGCCGCGCAGACGAACACUUUUUUUUUGAGAUUCCAUAAAUCAUAAUGCACGAUAAAUAUUGGUGAACACUAAAUUUUAAUCACGCACUCCAAUUUUCACGACGCAUAUUAGGUAUUAUGACGUGUUUCAUUCUAUUGAUUAAAACUAUCUUAAUUUUGAUUUUCUACUCCGGGCCCGAGAGGAGGAUUUAUAUAGAUAUAUAAUAUACGGUGUCUGCUGCGCAAAACUAUAAUAUAUUAAUCAUUUUAAUAUUACCAUACAUCGCAUUGUAACAGGAACGCAGAUAUUGUCUGGGACCCGCGAUGCUGGACCGGACGAUGAGCGCUAACAAGCUGUGCGGUAACGUGGCACAGACGCAUUUCACGAUCCAGACAGCGGUCGCCUACCUGGCGUCUCUGUUGUUCAAACGAAAGCAAUCGCUGAUCGUUUACGGGGCCGCCGAAAGGUGUGAAAAAAGAAAAUUUUACACCGUACCAUAACAUAGUGUAUCAUAUAUACUCUAUAGUAUUGUACAGUGUAUUCGACGAUAGAGGUAACACGAACAGUUCCAACGCGUGACUUUGAAUUUGAUUCGGGGUCUUUUUUUACAGGACUAUUGUUAUCGUUUUGAAUUUUGAAAUUUUCAAUCGCGCCACUAUUUUAUAGAUAAUAAUUGCAGCUACGGCCUAUUGACUUGUGUAUAAUUUAUUUUAUUUAUGUUCAAGGAUAAAUGACUAUUACAACUAUUUCGUGAACUUGGGCGUGCAGAACUGCAAAUUGCUCACCGAGGAUUUCCUUCAGUCGAGUUCCAACAAUCAGCUAUCGCUGGAUAUCGUAUCCGUACUGGCUACACCGCCAAACACCAACACUGGGGUCACGGAUCCCGUUCAAUUGGUGUGUUCGAAAGGUGGAGACCUUACGUUACUCAGGGCUGUGGCGUCGUUGGACUACACCGAGGAGUCGUCGGACAUACCUUGCAUGUUGGACCAGAGAGACACUCUACGGAUGGCCAUGUCUAAACCUCAGGUGCAAAUCGUAGUGUACGAAACACAUUCCCGGUUGGAGUUGGAAAACGGUGGUAUGGUUAGGGCAGUGGUCGAAGAGAUGAACGGAUGGGCGUACGAGAAGCACAACAUGGACAAUUAUUCAUCGGUGAGCGCCGACGAUAGCAACAAAUUCAGCACUUCUGUUGAGACACCCUGGCGGCCGGCGGUUUUCCAUCCGGUUCAGAUUCCUGACAAGGAUCGGUUUGAAACAAUGAUACUGUAUCCAGAUAAAUCAAUUGAGAAUAUGGAGAAGAAUCAUGUUACUGGAAGCCUUUAUUUGGCGGCCGUCAAAAGGGUGGAACUGAUGACUUUUGAUGCAAACCAUUUGAUACGAAUGGCUGAGCAAAGAGGACUAUUCGGCAAGCCUGUGAAGGGGCGCAAACAAAAGAUCCCCAGUCCCAUUAUAUUGUUGUCUCUGACCAAUAGCGAUGAACCCAGAGUGAUGUUGAAAUUUGAGCAAAUGCACGUUUUGGUGCCUACACAUGCAUUUCUACAACGUUGUGCCAACAGAAUACUACAAUGUCCUCGUUUUGGUAAACCUUAUGACAACACAUCCAUACCUACCCGUUGGUGGAGAAUAAGCGUACACCAUGUAAUCAGAGCAUUGAGGAAACCUUUUUUUGCAUGGACCAAAGUGCAAAUGGUUAGAUUUGGAAAACGUACAAAUAGAAUACCACUAAGAUUGAAAAAAGUCACUACAUCUUUCCAACCGCAAAAAACAAAACGGAUUUAUUUGUGUUCAUAUAUAUGUUAGUGACGUAUAGUAUAAUUAAUA
Molecule: messenger RNA, 2737 nt
Organism: Acyrthosiphon pisum (pea aphid)
Lineage: Eukaryota; Metazoa; Arthropoda; Insecta; Hemiptera; Aphididae
Exons: 6
Coding region: 1895-2716 (273 amino acids)
Source: RefSeq, a predicted model, not a curated record